Syngnathus typhle (broad-nosed pipefish) is the source of this 6427-nucleotide messenger RNA. RefSeq names its product collagen, type XV, alpha 1b (gene col15a1b). Gene Ontology annotation, cellular component: basement membrane. Bases 654 to 4604 code for a protein of 1316 amino acids. NCBI's taxonomy places the organism in Eukaryota, Metazoa, Chordata, Actinopteri, Syngnathiformes, Syngnathidae. The record is from RefSeq and is a predicted model, not a curated record. The transcript is spliced from 45 exons.
GUUCAAAGCAGUGAGAUUCCAAACAAUCGAGUGUUUUGUUAUGUUUUUACCUUUUACCAAUAGCAUACCACAAAUAAGAUUAUUAAAAUGUUAAUUCAAAAAUUGAAAACAAAAUGUUUUGUGAUGGUUAUGUUAGGAACAGAUUAGUUUGGUUUAUUGUAUUAAAUCAAAUUAUAAUAACAAAAAAUGUUAAUUAAAAACAAAUCUCCAAAACAAAAGAGUGAUCGUGCUUGACCUUAAUAUAUUAUCCAUAUGACAUUCACGUGUGUCUUUAAACAUUUCAGAAAAAUAUACUGUUGCAAAAAGAGUUGUAGAAGCAGCUCUUAUGUGACAGAUUCAAGUUAAAGGUGAGAAGUUGUUUCACUAUACAACGACAUCAUGCUAAAAUGAAUGAAGCAAAACUGACUGAAGCGGUAACCUAGUGAGGGGCAGGAGGGUCAAUUGAGUGGGUUAAGGGUGGGGUUUCUCACCAAGGGAAUCACAUUUCCAAACUCUGUGGGCCUGAAGACUCAGCUAAGAACUGAGAGAGCUUUUGUACUGCAGAGAGGGAGAGCGGGAGCUGUGGGACAGGGGGAGCACAAAUUUAGGCAGAAUUUCAUUGCACACAUGCACUUGGAUUUGUCUGGUGGAUUUCUAAAUACUUUACUUCCAUAAUGCUGCCUGGGUGGCCUGUAGUUUUGCAUCUUGUAAUCCUGUGCUGUCGGACUGCGGCUUCACAGUUUCUGGAAGAUCAAAACUCCGGAAAUCAUCUGGAUUUGACAGAGUUAAUUGGCGUGCCCCUUCCACCUUCUGUCUCCUUCACUGCUGGCUUUGAGGGCUUUCCAGCGUACAACUUUGGGCCCGAAGCCAACAUAGGAAGGCUCACCAAGACCUUCGUGCCAGGCCCAUUCUACAUCGACUUUGCCAUCAUUGCCACGAUCCGUCCAGCCAGCCAAAGAGGAGGCAUGCUCUUUGCCUUCACAGAUGCCCGUCAAAAAGUGGUUGAGUUGGGCUUAGCCCUCACCCCAGUUCACAAAGGUCUUCAAAAUAUCUUAUUAUACUACACUGACAGUGAACAGCCAUCCCAUAGCCAAAAAGCUGCUGCCUUCAGUGUGCCAGACAUGACGGACCAGUGGACACGCUUUACUGUUGUGGUGGAGCACAAUGAGGUGCGUCUCUAUAUGGACUGUGGUGAAGCAGAGAGGACGACCUUCCAUCGAAGGCCAGAAAGACUCAAUUUCUCACACAACUCUGGCAUUUUUGUUGCAAAUGCGGGGAGCACAGGGCUUGAGAAGUUUGUGGGAGCCAUUCAGCAGCUGGUUAUCAAAGACGAUCCAAGGGCGGCCGAGGAACAGUGUGAGGAUGACGAUCCUGAUGCUUCUGGGUAUGCCAGUGGUGACAAUAGUCUCGAUGACAGAGAGACAGAAGAAAUAAUAAAGAAAACAGAGGGACGGAAACAUGGAGCAGCACAGGAAAACACUGCUCCGCUUCGAGCCCCACCCACACAAGCUCCAACGCUGGACAAUGACAAUAGUUCAAAUUACCAGACCUCAAUGGAGGACAGUGAACAAGUCUUCCUCAGAGGGUCUCAUCAGACAGACGAGCCAGGAGAGGCAUCUGAAGAUGUUCUUGUCAAGCACGCUUUAAAAGGUGAACCAGGGGAGCCUGGACUACCAGGCUUACCUGGCUCACCUAGACCCACUGAGCCGGGGUCAAGAGGUCCACCAGGACCACCAGGAAUUCCUGGAAAGCCUGGAAGAGAUGGACACCAGGGAAUGAAGGGGGACAAUGGAGAUCCAGGUCAGAGAGGACCUCAAGGAUUUCCAGGUUUGAAUGGAGAUGCUGGAGUCAAAGGAGAUAAGGGAGACCCUGGGGUUGGCUCACCAGGCCCACCGGGUCUACCCGGGCCUCCUGGACCUCCUAGAUCACACAGUGUACCUUAUGGAGAAGAUGCGCUGGGUUCUGGGUUUGAAGACCUGGAAAGUGAUACUGAGCUCAUUAGGGGUCCUCCUGGCCCACCUGGGCCUCCAGGACCACCUGGUCCUCCUGGGGCCGAGUCUUCAUCAAUGAACAUUGCUGGAGACCUCUCUCACACAUCUCCUGGGCCACAUGGUGCUCCUGGUAAAAAUGGACUUGAAGGCCAGCCAGGAAUACCAAUGUUUAUGGAUUGGUUUAAUGGUUCUGGGUCUGGUGGUUCAGGUUUGAGCGCAGAGUUGUCCUCUGACCUUGGCUCUGGUUUCAGUUCUGAUUCUGAGUCCAGUUUUGCUUCUGGGUCUGGGCUUGACAUCAGCUCUGCUUGGGUUUUGGGCGAGGGUCUAGCAGGAAAAGAUGGUGCUCCAGGUCUCCCUGGACCUGUGGGAGAGAAGGGUGACAGAGGUUUACCCGGAUCACCUGGAUCAAAGGGUGAACGUGGAUCUUCAGGCAAUGCGGGGUUAGUGGGACCUCAAGGGCCCAGCGGUCCACCAGGGAAAAGAGGCCCACCGGGUCCACCAGGGCCUCCUGGUCCCCCCAGUCCUGCAGAAACCAAAUUCAUUGUUGAGGAUAUGGAGGGAUCUGGCAAGAGUGACAUGGUGCUUGGAGCAAGAGUCCCAGGCUCACAAGGUUCACCUGGUCUUCCUGGUUUGCAAGGCCCCAAGGGUGAGAAUGGAGCUCCAGGUCCACCAGGGCCUUCCAUCAAGGGUGAAAGAGGGGACUCGGGAGCAGAAGGUUUGCAGGGUCCUGCUGGACUACCAGGUCCAAGGGGGGUUAAAGGUGAAAAGGGUAGGCCAGGGCAAAAGGGUAAUCGCGGAGUGGAUGGGCUUAACAUCACAGGACCACCUGGGUCUCCUGGACCUCCUGGACCCGUCAUUAGUUUGACAGAUUUACUCCUCAAUGUCACAGAGAAUAUAUUCAACUUCACAGAGCUCAGAGGACCACCAGGGCCAAUGGGACCCGAGGGCUUGCCUGGCAAAGCUGGAUUUCCUGGCCCCAGAGGACCAAAGGGAGACAAGGGUCCUCCAGGUAUCCAAGGCCCAGCAGGGCUCAAGGGAGCAAAGGGAGAGCCAGGUGUGACCAUCGCUGCAGAUGGAUCGCUUUUAUCUGUACCAAAAGGGCCCCAUGGACCCAAAGGCAUCAAGGGUGCCCGUGGAUUGCCUGGACCUGCAGGACCCAUUGGCCCACAUGGACCUCCUGGACAAAAGGGAGAAUAUGGAUUCCCUGGUCGCUCUGGAAGACCUGGUAUGCCUGGUAGAAAAGGGGAAAAAGGAGAUUCUGUUGGCACGCCAGGACCUCCUGGUCCACCUGGUGCGCCUGGACUUCCAGGAAGAAUUCUUGGAUUGAACGGAACAGUGUUCCCAGUACGCCCCAGACCGCAUUGCAAAAAGGGACCAGAUUCAGAUAAUGGGCUAAAUAUUGUGAAAGCUAAAGGAGAAAAAGGAGAGGUCGGAAUGCCCGGAGAGCCAGGGACACUUAGUAAGUCCCCUGAGUUUCCCGAUGGCAUUGUGGGUGCUAAAGGCGAUCUGGGAUCAAAAGGUCAGAAAGGAGAAAAGGGUGACUCAGGCGCUCCCGGUCCCCCAGGACUACCAGGGCGGUCAGGACUUGUGGGUCCUAAAGGCGAGUCAGUGAUUGGCCCUCCAGGUUCUUCUGGGUCUCCAGGCCAACGCGGAGCCCCUGGAUUUGGACGCCCAGGUCCCAGAGGGCCAGCCGGCCCUCCUGGACCACCAGGACCACAACCUGCAUUUGGAGCAGGUGUUAGUGUCCCAGGCCCUCCCGGUCCUCCUGGACCUCCAGGAAUUUCCAACCUGGUAACCACCUAUGAGACAGUUUAUGCUCUGACGAGAGAAACCCACCGUGCUCCAGAGGGAACCUUGGCAUAUGUGUCUGAGAGCGGAGGAGAGCUUUACAUCAGAUCACAAAGUGGAUGGCGCAAAGUUCAGCUUGGAAACUUGAUCCAAUCCGAACCAUCAUCCUCAUCAACUCCUCAAGUCAAUAACAAACCUGGCGAAUGGAGCCGACCACACAGGAGCCACAGCCAAGAGCUGCAUGAGGGCGGGAGAGGAUAUCAGCCCAGUUUUAACAAUCUGCAACAGACUUUCACUGCUGUAGCUGGGCUCCAUCUAGUGGCUCUAAACGCUCCAUUGAAAGGAGAUAUGCGAGGGAUCCGUGGGGCCGACUUCCAGUGCUACCAACAGGCACGGGCAAUGGGACUGACAAGCACAUACAGGGCCUUCCUGUCCUCACACCUCCAAGACCUGGCCACCAUUGUGAGGAAGGCAGACCGUGCCAACAUGCCUGUGGUUAAUCUCAGGGGUGAGAUGCUGUUCAAAAGCUGGAUGUCCAUUUUCUCUGGAAAUGGUGGCAUAUUUGACCCCUCCGUCCCCAUUUACUCCUUUGAUGGACGUAAUGUGCUGAUUGACUCAGCAUGGCCAGAAAAAUUGAUUUGGCACGGGUCCAGCGCUGUGGGAAUCCGUGCAACCAUGAACUACUGCGAAGCGUGGAGGACCGGCGAUAUGGCGGUGACGGGUCAGGCCGCACUGCUUCAGACCGGACGACUCUUAGGUCAACACACCCGCUCGUGCUCCAACCACUACAUCGUGCUGUGUAUAGAAAACACAUACGUGGGGAAUAUUCAUCAACGGAGGUCCUGAAGAGAGACACAGAAGCAUGAUUAGGAUCAGGUUAACUUGCAGAAGCUGGAUUGUUACAAAUACAUUUGCAUUCACUAGCUUAUUUUUUUUAUUGGCUUUCAAAUAGAACUUUGAUACAACAUAAAUUGAAGGAUGCGGCAAAGGUCAUGUUAUUUAUUCUUAUCCCUUCUUAUUCACAUUUUAUCGACAUCUACAACAUCUUGUGUAUGAGGUGUAAAAGACAGAAAAUAACAGAAAUGUGCCAAUGUAAUUUGACUUUUAAUUCAUUUUUUCUUUUUUCUUUAUUUUUGCUUACUGUCUGUAAUGGAUGAAAUAUUUUUAUGUUCAUUUUCAUUGUUGUUCCUACUGCAUGGUAGUAGUAUGUAUGUGACUAUUAAAAACAAUCUAGGUUUAAACUAAACUUUAUUAGGAAAUGUCUGUGUGUGGACAGGAAGGGAAAAUUACUUGUGAAUAAAGUAUAAAUUCAGUAGGCCGCAUUCCAACAUGUUUUCUAAGAGCCCCUCGUUAAGUGCAGCUGCGUGAAAAGUUUUAGCUCCUACAGAACGUGAAAGUGGCUAAAACUUUUCACGCAGGUGCACUUAACGAGGGUAACUUGGAAAACAUAUUGGAACGCGGCCCCUCGAGGACUGGAGGUCGACACCCCUGGUUUCAGUGAAAAGUGCCACACCCGCCCUCACCCUCACUUUCUGAUUGGCUGUUUGAUCUGUGAUGUCACUUGGACACUCCAUUAGGUACACCGCCAUUUUCAAGUGUACCUAAUAACAGGCCACUUUAUUAGGGAAAUAUCAUGGUCAAAGGUCACAGGUGUCAAGCUCUAGUCUUCGGGGCCGCGUUCCAAUAUGUUUUCCAAGUUACCCUCGUUAAGUGCACCUGCGUGAAAAGUUUUAGCCACCUUCACGUUCUGCAGGAGCUAAAACUUUUCACGCAGGUGCACUUAACGAGGGAAUCACAUGGACACUCCAUUAGGUACACCGCCAUUUCCAAGUCUACCGAAUAACAGGCCACUUUAUUAGGGAAAUAUCAUGGUCAAAGGUCACAGGUGUCAAGCUCUAGUCCUUGGGGCCGCAUUCCAACAUGUUUUCCAAGAUUCCCUCGUUAAGUGCACCUGCGUGAAAAGUUUUAGCUCCUACAGAACGUGAAAGUGGCUAAAACUUUUCACGCAGGUGCACUUAACGAGGGUAACUUGGAAAACAUAUUGGAACGCGGCCCCUCAAGAACUGGAGGUCGACACCCCUGCUCUAAAGAGAACAAGCAUGCUUGUUCAGUGAAUAUCAAAACACCAAAAUAAAUCGCUGAGAAUAUUAACCAGAUGUGCUGGGUAACAAAAGAAAUGGCAGUUACAAACAUUGAGGAAAACCAAACCAAACAAAAAAUGCACACAGAUGCUUAUAACCAUUUUUAAUCACAAUUUGUUCCAUCUUAUUUCAAAACAUUCAGUGAUAUCAACAGUUCAACCACAGCAUGUCUACUUUUUGUUUUAACAUUUGAGUUACAAUUCAUUUGGGAUUUGUAUUAAUUUAUACUGUUGCAACAUAUACUUUGGAACUCUUGUGAGUUCACUUUUAACUUUGAAUGUAUAUAGCCGUGCGUUUAUGUUCUUGUUAAAAUUGUAUUUUUCACUUAGUCAUUUUUGUUUGGGCACUAAAUGAUGAAUUGUUUUUCCCGCAGCAGGUGCUCACGCUAACAGGCAAAGAAAGUUUGCUUACAUUUUUUUAUUCCAUCAUGUCCGAUUUUGUUGUUGAAACAAAUCAUCUGAGGUAGAGAACAUUUGUACUGACUGACUGAUCGUCACUGAAUAAAGAUCUACAUAUUGUUUUUAUUAA